Messenger RNA from Cyprinodon variegatus (sheepshead minnow), 5551 nucleotides. It is a transcript of the gene dhx38, whose product is annotated as DEAH-box helicase 38. Gene Ontology annotation, cellular component: intracellular anatomical structure; spliceosomal complex. Gene Ontology annotation, molecular function: ATP binding; RNA binding. The transcript is spliced from 27 exons. Lineage: Eukaryota; Metazoa; Chordata; Actinopteri; Cyprinodontiformes; Cyprinodontidae. The coding region runs from base 236 to 4000 and encodes 1254 amino acids. Gene Ontology annotation, biological process: mRNA splicing, via spliceosome. The record is from RefSeq and is a predicted model, not a curated record.
CUGCUUCCCUGUCUGUAAACAUACGCGUUUGAUUUACGAAAGCUGUUUAGUAUUUUCCAGGUCUAAAUCGGUUCUAUAUUUUUACAUUCAGCUCUGUUUGUCAAAGUAAUAUGAAACAAUGACCUUUGUGUAAAUGUUUUUAGGUUUUUUCUCUCUCAAGGAAAAACACGACGCGAUUUUAGCGUUUUGCCGCUUUUAGUGCGACAAGCUAACGUUAGCUGCUUUGACUGAGAUCAUGGAUGACGAUGACGUAUCCAUGCAUAGGCUUGAAGGGACAGAACCUCAGGCUCAAGUUGGAGGUCUGAUAGUAAAGAAAAAGAGUGCUGCUUCAGAGCCUCAUGUUUUCCGGGCACCUACACCACGCACCUCUCUGCUGGGCUUGGACCUGCUGGCUGCUCAGAAAAGAAAGGAGCGUGAGAUUAGAGAACAAGAAGAGUCUAAUGGGGAUGAAAAAAAUAGAAAGAGGUCAAAAGUUUCCUCCUACAAAGACUGGGAAGAAAAUAAAAGUGACUCUGGAUCUGAUGAGGAGGACGAUGAUACAAGUACAGCCACUAAAAAGGAGAGUAGGAAGUACCGCGUCACAGGCUCUGAGACUCCCUCCAACCCAGGAGGUGUCAGCGAAGAGUUCAAACGCCGACAUGAGCAGCGAGAGAAAGACCGGCGUGAACAUGGAGUUUACGCCUCCUCUAAGGAGGACAAGAACAAAGAGAGAGAAAGGAGCAGAGAUAAAGGAAGGGAGCAACGGAGUGAGAGAGAUGAUCGAGACAGCAGACACAGUCGGGGCAACAGCAGCAGCCGGUCGGAGCGCGGGGAACGCAGUGAGAGGAGCGAGCGCUCCCAGCGAGAUGGCUGGUCUGAACGCAUCAGCAGAGGGACUAAGAGAGAUGAACCUGCAACACCCCAGCAACGUCCCCGAGACGCCUUUACACCUUCCCGAUCAAACUGGGAUGAAGACGACAGCGGCUAUGGGAGUUCAAGGCACUCCCAGUGGGAGUCUCCAUCCCCUGCCCCGUCUCAAAGAGAUUCAGAUCGGUCUGAAAGAAGCUAUCGGACAGGGAGAGAGAGUGAGAGGAGGGAUAGAUCUGUCAGAGGGCGUUACACUGACAACACACCCCUGCCCACCCCCUCCUACAAAUACAAUGAGUGGGCCAAUGAUAGAAAGCAUUUAGGCUCCACUCCACGUUUGUCACAAGGAAAAGGCAAAAAAGAAGAGGGAGGAAUGAUGUUUGAUGAUCAAGAAGAGAAAGAACAGUGGGAGGAGGACCAAAAGCAAGCCGACAGAGACUGGUACAUGAUGGACGAAGGCUACGAUGAGUUCCACAACCCUUUCACCUCGACCUCUGACGAAUAUGUGAAGAAGAGAGAGCAGAUCCUUCAGAAGCAGACUCAGAAAAGAAUAUCUGCACAGAAGCGGCAAAUCAACGAGGAUAAUGAGCGUUGGGAGACCAACCGUAUGUUGACCAGUGGUGUGGUGCAAAGGCUUGAGGUGGAUGAAGACUUUGAGGAAGACAAUGCAGCUAAAGUCCAUCUGCUGGUUCACAAUCUGGUUCCUCCUUUCCUGGAUGGAAGGAUCGUCUUCACUAAGCAGCCAGAACCCAUUGUUCCUGUGAAGGACCCCACCUCUGACAUGGCCAUUAUCUCUCGAAAGGGAAGCCAACUUGUUCGCAAACAUCGUGAGCAAAAGGAACGCAAGAAGGCACAGCACAAACACUGGGAAUUGGCAGGCACCAAGUUAGGUGACAUAAUGGGCAUCAAGAAGAAAGAGGAGGAAGAACCUGGCGGCAAAGUGGUGGGAGAAGAUGGCAAAGUGGACUACAGGGCUGAUCAGAAAUUUGCUGAGCACAUGAAGGAGAAGAGUGAAGCCAGCAGUGACUUUGCUAAGAAGAAGAGUAUCCUGGAGCAGAGACAGUACUUGCCCAUCUUUGCUGUUAGGCAGCAACUUCUAAACAUCAUAAGGGACAACAGCAUAGUCAUUGUUGUAGGAGAAACCGGGAGCGGUAAGACCACCCAGCUGACCCAGUACCUCCAUGAGGAUGGUUACACUCGCUACGGGAUGGUGGGUUGUACUCAGCCCCGAAGAGUGGCAGCCAUGAGUGUGGCCAAAAGAGUCAGCGAGGAGAUUGGCACCAACCUCGGAGAGGAGGUCGGAUACGCAAUCCGUUUUGAGGACUGCACUUCAGAGAAAACCAUGAUAAAGUACAUGACUGAUGGUAUUCUGCUCAGGGAGUCUCUGAGGGAGUCAGACCUGGACCACUACAGUGCUGUUAUCAUGGACGAAGCUCAUGAGCGUUCCCUCAAUACAGAUGUUCUGUUCGGGCUGCUACGGGAGGUUGUAGCUCGACGGACUGACCUAAAGCUCAUUGUGACCUCUGCCACUAUGGACUCGGACAAAUUUGCAGCCUUUUUUGGCAAUGUGCCUAUUUUCCACAUUCCAGGAAGGACAUUUCCAGUAGACAUAUUGUUCAGCAAGACCCCACAGGAGGAUUACGUGGAGGCAGCAGUGAAGCAGGCACUCCAGAUCCACCUCAGUGGGAUGGUGGGAGACAUUUUGAUCUUUAUGCCUGGACAGGAAGAUAUUGAGGUAACAUCAGAUCAGAUUGUAGAGCGUUUGGAAGACUUGGAGAACGCUCCUCCUCUGGCUGUGCUGCCCAUUUACUCACAACUUCCAUCUGAUCUCCAAGCUAAGAUCUUCCAGAAGGCUCCAGAUGGUGUUAGAAAAUGUAUUGUUGCCACAAACAUCGCAGAGACAUCCCUCACCGUGGAUGGGAUCAUGUUUGUUGUGGAUUCAGGGUAUUGUAAACUUAAGGUUUUCAAUCCUCGCAUUGGUAUGGAUGCUCUCCAGGUUUAUCCCAUCAGUCAGGCAAAUGCCAACCAGCGAUCUGGCAGAGCAGGACGUACAGGACCAGGCCAGUGUUACAGGCUUUACACUCAGAGUGCUUAUAAGAAUGAGAUGCUCACCACCACCAUACCAGAGAUCCAGAGAACGAACCUGGCCAAUGUAGUCCUGCUGCUGAAAUCUUUGGGUGUUCAGGACCUGCUCCUCUUCCACUUCAUGGAUCCACCACCUGAGGACAACAUGCUCAACUCCAUGUACCAGCUCUGGAUCCUGGGAGCUCUGGACAACACAGGUGCUCUGACCCCAACUGGGCGUCUGAUGGUGGAGUUUCCACUCGACCCCGCCCUCUCCAAGAUGCUGAUAGUGUCCUGUGACAUGGGGUGCAGUGCAGACAUUCUCAUCAUUGUCUCCAUGCUGUCAGUGCCAGCCAUUUUCUACAGACCUAAGGGUCGUGAGGAGGAAAGCGACCAGGUGAGGGAGAAGUUCUCAGUUCCUGAGAGCGACCACCUUACAUACCUUAAUGUCUACAUGCAGUGGAAAAACAACAACUAUUCCAGCAUUUGGUGCAACGAUCACUUCAUCCACACUAAGGCUAUGCGCAAGGUGCGUGAGGUCCGCUCCCAGUUAAAGGAUAUCAUGGUUCAACAGAAGAUGAACCUAAUUUCCUGUGGCUCAGACUGGGACAUCAUUAGAAAGUGUAUCUGUGCUGCUUACUUCCACCAGGCAGCCAAGCUUAAGGGCAUUGGUGAAUAUGUGAACGUGAGGACAGGCAUGCCAUGUCACCUCCAUCCAACCAGCUCCCUCUUUGGUAUGGGCUACACGCCAGACUACAUCAUCUACCACGAGCUUGUAAUGACCACAAAGGAGUACAUGCAGUGUGUUACUGCUGUGGAUGGAGAAUGGUUAGCAGAGCUCGGCCCGAUGUUUUACAGCAUCAAACAUGCAGGAAAAAGCAGACAGGAGAAUCGUCGGCGAGCCAAGGAGGAGCUGACCAACAUGGAGCAGGAGAUGGUCCUAGCUCAGGAGCAGCUGAGAGCACGUCGAGAGGAGCAGGAGAGGAAGAGCAACACCAGCAGUGUGAGGGCAGUGAAAAUCUGCACCCCAGGAAGGAAAGAGGAGGCCCCCAUGACACCCAGACGCACCCCGGCUCGCUUCGGAUUGUGAAAACCCACCUUAGCGUCUUAGAAACACAGCGAUCCAAACCUGAAUCACAUCGGCAGAACACAAAACAUUUCACUCAUCUGCUCCCUUCGGUCUCCUCUGCAGUUCACCUACAGGCCACUAGAGUGAGAACUUGUAUAAGGCUUGUAUAAAUCUUGAAGAGCUCAUCAGCAGCCACUACCAGCCUCCUAUGCAUAAAAAAAGACCCCAUGGUUUUAUUUUCUUUGUCUUUUUGUAUAUUCUGUAGUUGCAUUUGCCUUCUUGACAAAACAAUAAUUUUACAUUCGAUGGGAAAUUUGACCUUUUUUUUGUUCUAUUGUCAGAGACCAACUAAAGAAAGAAAAACAAUUCAAUGUUGCUGCUUUGUGUCUGUUAAUAGUUGUUAGUAGUGUGUUGGGCUGAACAGUGUGCAUUACCUUGAAGGGCUUCUCUUCAGACUGAAGUACUCAAACUGUACUUGUGACAUAAGUGUACAGAUAUACAGUUGGAAUGCAAUGCACACAAUUGCUUUGAUAUUUGACCAUUUUUACUUUGUGUAGAUCCUGUUCCAACUCGGUAAUGUGGUUUGCAGCAUUGGUAACGGAACCUCGUCAUAUUACCUGUUACAGUAUCAUAGACUAUACUCUGUUUUUAUUGUUUUAGCAUUCUUAGACUGAAAAUGAAGCCCUUUUUUGAUGCAUUUAAGGAAAUACAAAAAAAGUCUGAUUUUUCAGUAUUUGACCUGUCAGUGAUCAAUCAGAAAUGAUCAAAGAAAGACCAUUUAAUGUCGAACUCUGGCCAAUUGAUUGCUGCAUCUCUAGCUGGAAUAUCAAACAUCUGCAGAUAAACUGUAAACAGUGUAGUUCUCUUGACUCACAUGCCAACCUCUAACAUUUGAUGUAGAUUUAAAAAAAAUAAACAUUGUCUAUCCUUUUUUUUAAGAAGAUCAUUUCAUUUGAUACUGUAGGAUCUUCUUUUGUUAAAUCAAUGUUUGAUUUAUACAUGCACAUUUAGGUUGGUUUUUCAAUGGCACAAAUGAUUGCUUAAUAAGUGAAAGCGAUGGAAAAUGAGGCUAUAAAUUGUCUAGUUGCAGGUUCAGUGAUUUAUUUUUACAGAUGCAUAAGCAAGAGUAAACAAUGGUGUGUGAUUAAUUUACAAGUUCACAGCUGAGCAUGUGCAAGCAAGCCAAUAACAGAACCAUUCUCUUCAGCCACAACCUUAAUUAAGCAGUGGAGAAAAUAAAGAUGGAUACAUUGUGGAUAAAGAUCAGUUGGGAAGCUGCUUGGAUUAAAAUAAAUGGAUUUUACCAAACCAAGGCAUACAUUAGAAAAUGCCAAAAACGGAUCCUUAAGCCUUCUUCGACUUCUGUUUUGUUACUGACUCCUAAAAUACACUUUUUGAACAGACCAACAUUUGAAUACAAAAAUAAAUAAAAAAUGUAGAUUAAUAGUUACCUAAACCUAGUAGUAAAAUCAACUUUUAAAACUUUAUUGCUCUUAGGAUCUUGUUCCAUUGACAACCAUUAUCUAAAUAAGGUCUUGUUUUUACAAAGCAAAUACAGAUCCACAGUAUUAA